AUAUUUUCAGACAUAUUUUCUAUUUUCGUUCACAACAACAAAAACUUUACCCUGCCCACAAAAGUCACAUAAAUUCAAAGAUAUUACACAGGAAACUAGCCAAAUGAUAAAUCAGAAUGGACAAAAGCUCCUCCAGACGCUCGUCGAUCUGGGCGGUUGGCGGACAGUUCCGCAAAUCGUCAACAGGCUGUCAUCAAAUAAUACAUAUUGCGAGAAGUACUUUUUGGAACAGAUCGUAAGGGACACAUUGGCUGUGGGUGUGAAGGCUGGCAUCAUUGAGGAGUCCACAGAGGGUCUCUACAGGGCGCAGAUCAGUUCGCCCUACGUCAAGCUCUUAAAGUCUGCUAAUCGCAAUAAAAUUUGCUGGCAAUUUAGCAAAAAUGUAACUAUUUAUCCAUAUGAGCACUUUUUUAUUGGGUUUGAACUAGCGACUUCUCUUAUAUUGUUCCGACGCUCGAAAAAUUGUUCUGCUUCAAGGCCAGCAGCUGAUUCUUUUCCUGACUUUAUGUUUAUCUAGUGUAAAGGUGCAUGAAAGGGGC
Molecule: messenger RNA, 539 nt
Organism: Drosophila novamexicana
Lineage: Eukaryota; Metazoa; Arthropoda; Insecta; Diptera; Drosophilidae
Exons: 2
Coding region: 104-517 (137 amino acids)
Source: RefSeq, a predicted model, not a curated record